Exophiala oligosperma is the source of this 2141-nucleotide messenger RNA. RefSeq lists its product as hypothetical. Gene Ontology annotation, molecular function: ferric-chelate reductase activity. Bases 648 to 2006 code for a protein of 452 amino acids. Lineage: Eukaryota; Fungi; Ascomycota; Eurotiomycetes; Chaetothyriales; Herpotrichiellaceae. Gene Ontology annotation, biological process: copper ion import; intracellular iron ion homeostasis; iron ion transport. The transcript has 6 exons. The record is from RefSeq and is a predicted model, not a curated record. Gene Ontology annotation, cellular component: plasma membrane.
GUCAAAUAUAAUUCAAUUGCUUGGCCUCUGUGCCACUCGAACUUUCUUCAUGCAAUAUUAGGGCCGCGUCAAAUAUUGGCACAUCAUGGCACUAUGGUUGACUCAGCCAGUGAGGCUACAUCAGUCGCGACCAUAUCACUGCAAACUGAAGACUUCCGAUCUUUGUCACUACCAGCAGGGAUACUGGCGUUUCUGGAAUGAAUCAGACCACAGAUACGGGUUGCCUACCGUCGCCUUGUUCAUGACCGGUAUUAUUCUCUUUUCGAUAGGAUACCUGGUCACCGUCUUCAUCGUACCUCGUUCAAAGUGGCACCAGAAUGGCCUUCUCCGCAAGACCUUGGCCGUCUCUCGAUACCUCUCGUAUCGCGGGUAUCGCAUCUCAAGCCUUCGGUGGAAUUCGGCCCCUUUAGGGAUUCUGUUUCUAGGCGCGGUGGGCAUUAUAUUCUUCUUCAGUAUGACCUUAGGGCCCAGACCGUACUACUGGCACAACACAAGGACAGUCAUAUUUGGGUAUUCACCCCCAAUUGCAACCAGAACUGGAUUCAUGUCCAUAGCAUGCAUACCAUUCAUCAUGUUCGUGUCACAGCCUGAAGUCAGUUGGCGGAAACGGACUGACAAUCGAAAGAGCCACAUCAACGAAAGCAAACAUGGUCACUUUCGUUACUGGUGUAUCGCAUGAGAAACUUCAAGUCUUCCACCGCUGGAUCUCGUACGCCUGUCUCGUUCUUGCCUUAGUGCACACCUUUCCUUUCAUCAUCUACCUCAUCCACAGAGGCACGAUGGUCAAAGAGUGGAAUACAGAAAUCUUUUAUUGGACGGGGACUGUAGCCUUGCUGUUUCAAGGCUGGCUGACUUUCGCAUCGUUCAGUAUCCUUCGUAAUUGGUGGUACGAAUCAUUCAAAAUCGCCCACAGGGUUUCGGCCGCCAUGUUCGUACUUUUCCUCUUCUGGCACUGUAACUUUGAGCUUUCAUCUUGGGACUAUUUCAUCGCAACGGCAGCAAUCUAUGUCCCAUGUUUCCUUUAUGCCCACAUCAAGACCUACGUCGAACACGGCUUUGGUCUGAAAGCAACUAUGAACCUGGAAUCCAACGACGUCAUCCGUAUUGCCAUCCCCGUUAGCUUUCCAUGGGUUCCAGGGCAACAUAUUUUUGUGCGUUUUCGCGCUCUGGGUAUCCAUGCUCUGACAUCUCACCCUUUUACUAUCUGCUCACUGCCUUCGCUAGAGGGCCCAUCAGAAGCAGUUCUACAUAUUCGACCACAGGCUGGCUUCACAGCCCAGCUGUACAGGCACGCCGCGGCACAUCCAGGCAUAGCGAUCCCUGUCUUUCUAGAGGGCCCUUACGGUGGCAUUGAACCAGGAAAAUUCGUCGGCAGCGACCGUGUUAUAGUUGUGGCUGGAGGAUCAGGCGCAGCCUGGAUGCUACCACUCAUUGAACUCUUCGCCAGGAAAGCUACACAGAUCCGUGAGGUUGAAAUGACCGAGCAAAGCACGCCGGUGCAGACUUUUCCAAGUCUUCACGCUGUCCUUGCUACCAGAGACCCAUCAACUUUUGCAUGGUUCCAGGAAGCUGCUAACAAGAUCUUAGCCAGAUACCUCCAGGUUGGAGUCUCUAGCAUGAUUGAUGUAGAGAUCCAUAUCACCCGAGGCAUCAAGGACAACCUGCAGAGGGAGAUUCAGACCGAACUUGGCAAGAAGUCAAUUAUCGACGAUGGUCCCGAUUCAAAUACAUUGCGGCUAAAAGGCAAAGAAAGUGACAUCGACGUCAAUGAAAGUGGACAUUUCAUUAGCUGUAAAAUGCUGUCAGGUCGCCCGAAUCUUCCGGCGCUCAUUCGAAAGGAAGGCUCCCUCAUGACAAAUUCGCAGAAGACACUGGGCAUCUUUGCUUGCGGCCCAAGUUCCAUGCAGCACGAUCUACGAGUUGCCGCCGCAAGUGAGAAUGUUGGUAUACUGAGGAGUUCUGGGACGAGUGUCUACUUGCACCUGGAACACUUUUCUUGGGCUUGAACAUAUCAUGUAUGUGUCAAGUGUUUAGCAAGGAAUAUGUGCUGGCCAUGACAUCAAAAAUCUAUCGAGGAGCGCCAUGUGCCAAAAACUUAGCCUACGCAACGCUUUAUAAAAUUUACGUUAACCGAAGACGGG